GUUGCAUAUAAAAAAGGUUUCCAUAAUAAUUCCGUCAAUUCCGUCUGGCAUUUGCUCGUAAUAACUAGUGAAUACUCUUGAGUACAUUAAAUAUUUGAAUCCUCAGCAGCCAUGAAAGUCGCGGUGGCCAUUUUACUUCUCGGUUUGAUUGUAUGCGGACAGGCCUCCAGGAGAGUGCACCCUCUACGCCGUAUUGCAUCGUCAGUCCCUAAACUGGCAGUAGGAGACGAUUGUCCUGCGGGUACUUGCUCCGACUCGGAAACCUGCUGCCAGACCGACCAGGGUUGGGGAUGCUGUCCGUAUCAGAAUGCCGUUUGCUGCUCGGAUAAACAACAUUGCUGCCCUAACGGCACGACGUGUGACCUUGUUCAUCAACAGUGCACGAGCAAACGGCCCCAUCACACCGCCGAAAACUGAAAGUACCACCGUACAUAACUCCCGGCAGACCCUGCUUGAAAGAAUCCGUUCUUUGUGUAAUAACUGAAUGCUUACCGGUGAAUGCUAUACACUUCUAUUUUACUAACGUUUUUAGUAUUAUGAAUUGCAUGUCGUACAUGCUUUUUGCCAUCAAAAUAAAGCAAAAGCAAUCGUAGAAAAA
Molecule: messenger RNA, 598 nt
Organism: Paramacrobiotus metropolitanus
Lineage: Eukaryota; Metazoa; Tardigrada; Eutardigrada; Parachela; Macrobiotidae
Product: progranulin-like
Exons: 4
Coding region: 112-417 (101 amino acids)
Cellular component (GO): extracellular region
Source: RefSeq, a predicted model, not a curated record